Rattus rattus (black rat) is the source of this 3199-nucleotide messenger RNA. RefSeq names its product Kruppel like factor 10 (gene Klf10). The transcript has 4 exons. Gene Ontology annotation, molecular function: DNA-binding transcription factor activity, RNA polymerase II-specific; RNA polymerase II cis-regulatory region sequence-specific DNA binding. The record is from RefSeq and is a predicted model, not a curated record. Gene Ontology annotation, biological process: regulation of transcription by RNA polymerase II. The coding region runs from base 310 to 1752 and encodes 480 amino acids. NCBI's taxonomy places the organism in Eukaryota, Metazoa, Chordata, Mammalia, Rodentia, Muridae.
GAACACGGUGCCUCGGGUUGUGUACACGCUCCACUGACAGAGCUUCUUGCAGCCGGGCAGCCGCUGAUCACGCGUGGCCCCGCCAGCCCAUUGGCUGAGGCCUCACACACCUUUGCCGCUGAUUGGUCGACACCACGCCCCGCCUUCCACCCCGCCCGCGGCGCGGGGCAGGCAGAGCGGCUACCUGCAUGGGGAGGGGGGCAGACAGCGCGGAGCGCGGUGGCGUCGACGUCUAGUGUCUCAGUGCUCCGUCUGUGGCUAGGCAGCCAGCAGCCAAGCAGCUCGCGACCUACGGCCAGGCAGCCAACCAUGCUUAACUUCGGCGCUUCUCUCCAGCAAGCUUCGGAGGGGAAAAUGGAACUAAUUUCUGAAAAGUCCAAAGAGGGAGCACAUCCCUGGGACAAAGCUGAACAGAGUGACUUUGAAGCUGUGGAAGCGCUCAUGUCCAUGAGCUGCGACUGGAAGUCUCACUUCAAGAAAUACCUUGAAAACAGGCCUGUCACACCAGUGUCUGAUACCUCAGAGGAAGACAGUUUGCUUCCAGGGACGCCUGACCUUCAGACCGUCCCAGCAUUCUGUUUGACUCCACCUUACAGCCCCUCUGACUUCGAACCCUCUCAGGGGUCAAAUCUGACGGCACCAGCGCCACCUACUGGUCACUUCAGAUCGCUCUCCGAUGCUGCCAAGCCUCCCAGCAUCGCUCCUUUUAAAGAGGAGGAAAAGAGCCCAUUAGCUGCCCCUCCCCUCCCUAAGGCUCAAGCCACCAGUGUCAUCCGUCACACAGCUGAUGCCCAACUCUGUAACCACCAGUCCUGCCCUGUGAAAGCAGCUAGCAUCCUCAACUACCAGGACAAUUCUUUCCGGAGAAGAACCCACAUAAAUGUUGAGGCUACUCGAAAGAACAUACCCUGUGCUGCUGUGUCACCAAACAGACCCAAGCCUGAGCCCAGCACAGCGGCGAAUGGCGCUGAGAAGGCGGGCACUGCGCCGUAUGACUUUGCUGUGCCUUCCUCAGAGACAGUCAUCUGUAGGUCUUCUCAGCCAGCUCCCACGUCCCCAGUACAGAAGUCAGUACUGAUGUCUUCGCCUACAGUGUCCACUGGGGGAGUGCCACCCUUGCCUGUCAUCUGCCAGAUGGUUCCCCUUCCAGCAAACAACUCUCUCGUUACCACAGUUGUCCCCAGCAGUCCGCCCAGCCAGCCACCCGCUGUCUGCUCACCCGUGUUGUUCAUGGGCACUCAGGUGCCCAAGGGCACGGUCAUGUUUGUGGUACCCCAGCCCGUUGUACAGAGCCCAAAGCCUCCAGUGGUGAGCCCCAAUGGCACCAGACUGUCUCCCAUUGCCCCUGCGCCUGGAUUCUCUCCUUCAGCAGCAAGGGUUACUCCCCAGAUUGAUUCGUCCAGAGUAAGAAGUCACAUCUGUAGCCACCCAGGAUGUGGCAAGACUUACUUUAAAAGUUCCCAUCUGAAGGCCCACGUGAGAACACACACAGGGGAAAAACCUUUCAGCUGCAGCUGGAAAGGCUGUGAAAGGAGGUUCGCUCGUUCCGAUGAACUGUCCAGACACCGGCGGACACACACAGGUGAGAAGAAAUUUGCCUGUCCCAUGUGUGACCGUCGGUUCAUGAGAAGUGACCAUUUAACCAAGCAUGCCCGGCGACACCUAUCAGCCAAGAAGCUGCCAAACUGGCAAAUGGAAGUGAGCAAGUUAAAUGACAUCGCUCUGCCUCCGGCCACAGCGUCGGCACAGUGACGGCCAGAAGAUGGAGACUCAGAAUAAACUUUGGUCAGAGUCAGGAGCCGGUGACCGUGUCAAAUGCUUCUGCAAGUCUGCAGCCCUCCAACAGGGCCUAAAGCAGAAGCCCCUGGCCUGGGGGGAGGCCCAGCCUGGGUUAGAUGACGAGAAGUGCUUCAGCCACAGGCAGUUCACAGAAGGGCGGGGUUCAUUUCUCACCACAUAGAGAGAUGAGAACGCUCGUGUCCCUUGAGUAGUUUGGAAGGUUUCGGAUGAGAUGAGCACAGCACAGGUUUUGAAUCACAUACACAUCGGGUACUUUGUUUUUGCCGUUUAUACUUGAGACCAGCUUUGCAGUGUGAUUCUUUUAAAGCGUUGGUUUCGAGAAUAUAGAGGCUGAAAUUACGGUACAGAAAUGGAGCUAGAAAGUGAGUUUGUGUCAUCUUCUCCUAGAGUUAUCUUGCUUAUUAUUCCUAGUCUUUACAGUCAACUCCGUGGACGUGGCUAAGUAUAGAAAACUAUCAUUUCUUCCACUGUUGUUGGUAUUUGAGGUUGAACAGCUGUACAUUGCUAAGGGGAGCCCAAGGAUUGGAACUCUCAUUAAUUUAAUUGCUUGGAAGUGCAGCUAAAGUUCUUUUUUUGGCCUUUUGUUUUGAAAGUUUAGGCAUUUUACUCUACCUUAGAUAUUAGUUUGCUUGCAGUUUUUUGUGUAGAUUUGAAAACUGUACACCAAUGUGUUUCCUAUAGACUUAAGAUAUGCUGCGCUUUGUUUAGAAAACAAUCUGGCGGUGAAAUAUGUGUCGUAAAGAAGAGAUGUCAAGAAUUUGAGAUGACUCCUUGAGAAAGAUGGCUUAUGUCAUCAGCCAAGGACACUUAUGUCAGACGUACACUGUUUCUAUCAAAUCAGGAAGUUAGUGACCAUCACAGAUGGACAGGUGUCCUUUUAUUUAUAGGAGUUUGUCAGGAUGUCUGAGUAGAUAGGUAGGAAAUUGUUACUAGAACAUUCACUUCCGACUUGACAAGGAUAUUCAUGGUGCAGAUACGUUCUUCCUGCCGCUGCAGUGUCUGGGUGUCCGGGAGACUCCGAGACUUUAAAGUGUCAUAAUGUGGUCACACCUGCAGUUCUGGGGAUCCAGAGCCUUGCUUGUGUUCUGUAAGCUCUGUCACCGAGUUGUAUCCCCACCUGAAAGCAGUGACUUUUGCUAACAGUAUUUCUGUUCUGUUGUAAAGUGGAUAGAAGACACACUUGGUAGUAAAGGUAAAUUAUUCAAAGUCCACAGUGAAAAACUCACCAUACCUUCCCAUUUAAACUGUUUCUGUAUCUCAUAGGUUUCUGACAUGCAAACUUGAACCCUUGAAAAAAAGUUUUCUUAAAAAUUAUAAAAAAAAUCACGAGUUACAAUUUGCACAAUAUUUUUUGUUGUACUUUAUACCUUGUUUACAAUAAAGACUUUUCUUUGGUAUA